This is a messenger RNA of Metarhizium album ARSEF 1941, 1239 nucleotides long. Its product is annotated as Brix domain containing protein. Gene Ontology annotation, molecular function: rRNA primary transcript binding. Gene Ontology annotation, biological process: maturation of LSU-rRNA; maturation of 5.8S rRNA. Bases 1 to 1239 code for a protein of 412 amino acids. The transcript has a single exon. The record is from RefSeq and is a predicted model, not a curated record. Lineage: Eukaryota; Fungi; Ascomycota; Sordariomycetes; Hypocreales; Clavicipitaceae. Gene Ontology annotation, cellular component: preribosome, large subunit precursor; nucleolus.
AUGGGGUUCACAAAGCCCCCUGUGCAGGCGCUGAAAGCUGCCAACAAAUUAAAACGCCAAGCGCUCUUUAUCCAGCACAAAACGGCGUCCGGCAAAGAGCGGAGGGAAGCUCGACAUCGCCGGAGAAAGGAAGAGAACAGAGAGCCCGAACUCAGGGCUGCCCGAUUGGCCAAGAACAAGACCUUGACAUUAGAUCAGAAGCGAGUAUGGGAUGAUGGAGAUGACGACAGCCUUGGCGCUCAGGUCGACUUGGAAAAGUUGAGGCGGAGGCAAAUGGAGGAAGCUGAAGCUGACGCACAGGUGGCGCUUGAAACGGGGAUGAAGGACGAGGACAACGGGGACAGCGACAGUAUGUUAGAGUCUGAUGACGAUGAAGAUGACGAAGCGAGACAGGCUGCGCGUGAGAAGCAACGAGAGAAACGCGCAAAACGAGACAACAGCAUAGCGCCAUCCACCACCAGCACAAACCUCGACUUGACACCGUCGUCACUGGCGCUGAAAUUCCCGACUUUAUUCAGCGAUAUUCCUGCACCAGACCCCAAAAUCCUCGUCACGACCUCUCUCAAUUCCACCAUUCAUUACGAAGCCCAGCUUCUAGGCGCACUGUUCCCGAACAGUACUUAUAUCCCCCGAUCCUCGCAUCGCUAUGGGCACAAGUAUUCACUGCGAGAAAUUUGCAAGUUUGCCACAAACAGGGACUACACUGCUGUUCUUCUCGUCAAGGAAGACUUGAAGAAGCCCACUGGGCUGUCGGUUGUCCAUCUCCCGUCUGGGCCGACGUUUCAUUUCUCCAUAUCAAAUUGGAUUGAAGGCAGGAAACUUCCUGGUCAUGGCAACCCGACCAACCACUAUCCCGAACUGCUUCUCAACAAUUUCAAGACACCGCUUGGUCUUCUCACGGCCAAGCUCUUCCAGGCGCUCUUCCCCCCCAGGCCCGAAUUCCAGGGUCGUCAGGUGGUCACUCUCCACAACCAGCGCGACUACAUUUUUGUCCGGCGACAUCGAUACGUGUUCCGUGAGAAACGGGCCACGGAGAAGAGCAUAGUGGGCACGGUUGGAAAGGAGAUGAAGGGUGUGGAGGGGAUUCGCGCAGGCUUGCAGGAACUCGGACCGCGAUUUACGCUGAAGCUGAGAAGAGUUGACAAGGGCAUUGGCCGGGCCGGCAGCGAGGGCGAGGAUCCGAGCCAGUGGGAGUGGAAAGCGAAGAUGGAGAAGGAUCGCAAGCGCUUCAACUUGUAG